GUUUGAUAUAGCCUCUUUACUCCACGAUUGAUGCUAUUGCGGGCUCAUAUCUUGGAACCUGAAAUCUUCAUCCCUCCCUAUGUCUCAUUGAGGCUACUCAGAGGCCAUCCAAUUCGAUCAUAGUCACCAUGUCAUCAUGGGCUACCACCCCUUUCUACCCACAGCUGUCGCAAGGGUCAACGUAUUAUGUGUCCCAGCCGGGCCGAUAACGCCAGAUCGGUUUCAGGAGUUCCUCAAAUCUUUGCAGAAUGCUGCGAUCGUCCAACGUAGAGUUGUGGACUCUUCUCCCUCUUCUGAAGCUGUUGACACAUCCCGUGCAGGAAAUGGCUGUAUCUUUUACGACGUCUCAGCAAACCAACAAAGAGGCCGACCGCAUCUUUUCCCUUUCGAGACGAACACACGGUGCCAGGUGCUCCUGGGACUGAUUGAUGGCGACAGAGUUGCCAAUGGCGUGGCUUCGGACGAAGUCUCUGCCACACUUGACUCUAUCAGAACCCGAUUCGAAGAGCAGCUGCCCUCGAGUCCUGGAUUGGUCGUUCGUCGCCUCAUUUAUUGCGGCCCAGAGCCUUCCAGCCCUGUUGGCCAUGGCAUUCUCAGUAUGCCAACCGCUGAUGUUGAGAAUGCCGCACGUACAAUCAUGACCACUAUUUCACGGCAACUCCUGGACGGCAUCGAUCUCAUUCUUAGUGACUUUGAAGAUCAGCCAAUCAGCAUGGUGCCAGGUGCAAGCUCACAGACUCCUCGGCGCAGCGGCACAACUCCAAUCCCAGGAGAGAGAAACUCGACUCCCGUGUCCGCAAAGUCUCCGAGCCCGAUGCCGGCUUCCAAUGGUUCGGAGCAGCAGAGCGAUACAUCGAAGGGACGGUUCAACGUGAUUCAAGGCAUGUUUUGGCUGCAACGUGGCUCCUGGACUGAGGCAAUGAGCUACCUUGCUGAGGGAGCUGUCAUCGCGCAAAGCGGUCACGACCAUCUGUGGCAUGCAAAGGCUCUAGAGCACCUUCUUAUCUGCAUGCUUCUCCUGUCUUGGUCCGAACUAAGCUUCACUGUACCGCAAGUCUGUCGCUCUUUGCCAAACAGAAGCGGAGCAUUUCAAGCUGAAGUUGCACCAAAGUCAGGCGACUCAUUGAAGAUAUUGGCCCAGUUGCUACCGCCAUUGGUUGAGACUGUUCUUGAACUCUACGCCAAGGUAGCCAAUUUGGACCUGGGUGGCUCUCUGCAAGACAUCCUGAGGGAAUGUCGCGUCAGACUUGUGAACAUACUGAUAUAUGUGAAGCGCGCCGGGGGUGUGCUAAACAAACAAGGCCUGAAUCAGAUUGUGACAGGUGACAGUGCCGUGCCUGAGAACCCCGUACAGACUAAUGGAGAACCUGUUGCCAUCUCCAAAGCUGGGCUGGCCAAUAUCCUGAUCGAGACACUUCAAGAAGCUCAAUCGAGCAGAAAUCCAUCGCAUCCUACCAGUAUAUUGGUUGCAGUCGCCGCUAGUUUGUCAAUGCUGGGGUUGGAUCGCAAACAUGCCUUCUAUAUCAAACAAUUGAUGCAACAGUUCGUUCCGAAAUUGAUCGAGGCGAGGAAGAUUGGUGCUUCUGAGGCUGGUAUCCAUCCCGCAGCUGGACUUCCACCUCUAAACACUGCUCUUCUGGGUAUUCUCCCAGAGAUGAUGGUUGGCACGAGGGCCAUGCUGAACCUCGCAGCUGGAGCAUAUGGGGUCCCUAUGCCACCAGUCCACAGGCCUGCGCUGAGGAUAUCUGCUGAUCUCAAUGACAUCCAUGUCAGACUCAAAAUGUGGGCCAUCGAGCACAGUUCUGGAGACGCCAUGCUGAAGCUGGAAAUGCUGCGAACGUGUGUGACGGUAUGUGAGGCAUUGCCUGAUGUUCCCGCUGGGCUUCAUUUCACGUCGAGCAUUCUGCGCGGAGCGAAACAAAUUGUCACCAUGCCAAAAUACCCAACUGAUGCGGUUCCAUUGGUCUCUGCGGAGGAGCAAAUACGUCUUCUCGACAGUAUCAAACGCGCUGUCUUGGCGGCUUCGCGGCUAGGUGCAGAUGGCUGUCGUGCUGAAUACUGGGACGAUUUCCUCGUCCGAGACAUUCAAGUUUUCGAACAAGGUACUUUUGCGAAGCUGAUUGCACACAAGCCUAGUGACCUCGCCAUACGGGGAAGUGGGCUUGUCGAAACGGUGCGGGAUCCAUUCAUCUACAAUCCUUUCUCGAAAGACAAGACCGUCGCCGCCGCUCCAGUCCUAGUAGCAGGGGAACUAGCCAUGUUUGCCGUCCUGCUGCAGAAUCCACUCGAAGUGGAGAUUGAAAUCGAAGAAAUGAGUCUGUUGAGCGAAGGAUGUGAGUUCACUCCCUCACACCACAGUAUCGUGCUGGGUCCUUUUUCGACGCAGAUGUUCACACUCAGUGGCACCCCAACGGGAAGCGGUGACUUGCAGAUUAUUGGUUGCAGAGCAACCGUACGCAACUGCUAUGAACAGGACUUCCUCACAUUCCACGAUGAUUGGAAACUUCCAGUGAUCCCGAAGCAGAAUGCUAUAGGAAGGCCAAGGUCCAGAAGAGAGCAGGCCAAUGAAAACGAAGGCUCCAUGCUACUGGCAAAUUUCCCGUUGAGUCUACCAGGAGCGACACCGUUGAAGCUCCAGGUCAUCGGCUCUCAGCCUCGACUUGUCGCGAAAUCCAACAGCCUGGGUGAUCCGGCCAUUAUGCUGCUGGAGGGAGAACGGCGUGUUUUCGAUCUCACGGUAGUCAAUGAAAGCCAGGUCGUGGCAGCAGAUUUCGUCCUUGUCACUACAGAGGAUUCGGUCACUGCGAGGCUGCAGGAGGCUCUUACGAAUAAAGACCUGAGCCCUGCGGAAGCGUUCGAAAUCCAGAACCAGCUCACCGUGCAUCUAGCUGUGGAUAUCAUAGAUCAGCGCGACAAGAACUCCUCCAAAACCCUAGAGCCUGGCCAGAGCAUUGCAUACAAAGUGACAAUCUUUGGUCGAGCAGGCCUUGUGAGCGCUGCGGUACAAGCCAAUUAUGCACACCUUGGGGCACCGUCGUCGGAAGUGAAAGGGACUUUCUACACCAGGCAGAUCAGGUUCCCCAUCUCUGUCACAGUCAACGGGUGCGUGGAAAUACCACGCUGCAAUAUCUUCCCGAUUCAUGGUGACUUCAGCUGGGGUUCCGGCUCAACUACAGACAAGUCAGGGGAAGUAUACGAUCAUGAUCCCGGCAGGAUACCAGGUGUACCCAUGCUGUCCAAUUGGCUCAAAUCUCAACCUGAUGCAAGUCAAUACUGCAUGUUAUCGCUUGACCUACGGAAUGUCUGGCCACAACCCCUUCACAUUGAGCUGCAAGCAGCGAAGUGGAGAUCAGAAUCAGAUACCGACGAUCAGCUCUGGAAGGAUGCGUAUUCAGUCACUGAGACACUGCAACCUGGACAUGUCAGCCGGGUGAUUUUGCUGGUCCCUCGCCUGUUCAUUCAGCAUCCACAUGCACCAAUUCCGAACCUAGAGACCCAGAAGCAAUUUGUGGUAACGGCAUCGAAACUAAGCCCAGAAGCAGAAGCAGCAAGCCGAGAGUCCUUCUGGUACCGCGAAGAGCUUCUUAAAUGCCUACGAGGGACGUGGCGGGAAGAAGGCUCAACUAGACAUGGAGAGAUUGAUCUGAGGAAAGGUGUCAGAUUGAGUCCACGUAUGGUGGAUGCACUCAAAGUCAACCACGUCGAGAUCGAGUUCGCUGUCAAACCGCACGAAAAGAUUCGAGUGAUGGGCGGCGAUGGCGACACAGGCGUGAGAAAGAUCGGAAAAUCACAUUUCGUCGUCCAGACUGAGGUGUUCGCAACCCUUUCAGCUACAAUUUACAACCACAGCCAAGAGAGCUUGCGCCUACUCCUUCGUCUCCAGCCUGCUCUGCGACACCAACCUCAUAACAUCGCCCUGGACUUAACAAAGCGGUUCAUCUGGACUGGUGUGCUCCAGCGUGCCCUGUACCCCGCCAUUGAGCCUGGCGGUAUUUGUGUGGCCGAACUGGGUAUAAUUGCGCUUGCUGAUGGAGAGUAUGAGAUCAAUGCGUCCGUUGAGGAGAUCAGCCGUCGUCGCACGCAAAGCACUGUAGCGUCGUCGGAGGUGCCGGGCGCUACCCUCGAAAGACGGAUCUGGCAUGCCAGAUCGCCUUGUCUGAUCGACGCCGUUGGGCCGGAGGUUUCGCAUCUCAAGACCUCAGAGGACUGAUAGAACAAGGUCAACAAUCUGCAGAAAGACAUCCCGCUCAAGUUCGACUUUGGCAAGCCCUAGUCCAAGCAUGAGAGCGCGACUUUCAUCGGGUGUCUUGCUGACGAUUGCAUUGGCAAUUUGCGAAGCGUACAGUUGGCCCAUAGCUUCACGCUCAGAACCACCGGCACCCAGCAGUGUCCGCGGCGAGAAGCGAGUCGAUGGAAGCAAAGCGUCAUCUCCCGAGCGGGCUGUUUGGAAGUAAGGGUCCGAAUGAGUAGGGUUGUCGCUCAGGAGUGGCACCGUAACCUCGUAUGCAUGUCAGCAGGUAACCCAGGAGAUAUUCGCUAGUCUUGGGGGUGUAUAUACCCAUUGACCUAGCCUUCCAUUCUGC
This is a messenger RNA of Cladophialophora immunda, 4583 nucleotides long. RefSeq lists its product as uncharacterized. Bases 137 to 4210 code for a protein of 1357 amino acids. The transcript is spliced from 3 exons. Gene Ontology annotation, cellular component: trans-Golgi network. NCBI's taxonomy places the organism in Eukaryota, Fungi, Ascomycota, Eurotiomycetes, Chaetothyriales, Herpotrichiellaceae. The record is from RefSeq and is a predicted model, not a curated record.